This is a messenger RNA of Trichoderma virens Gv29-8, 1602 nucleotides long. RefSeq lists its product as uncharacterized. Gene Ontology annotation, molecular function: iron ion binding; heme binding; oxidoreductase activity, acting on paired donors, with incorporation or reduction of molecular oxygen. Lineage: Eukaryota; Fungi; Ascomycota; Sordariomycetes; Hypocreales; Hypocreaceae. The transcript is spliced from 3 exons. The coding region runs from base 1 to 1602 and encodes 533 amino acids. The record is from RefSeq and is a predicted model, not a curated record.
AUGUCAGACUUUGCUAUAGCCCAGGGCAUUAUUAUCCUAAUUGGCCGUGGGGUUCUUCUGCCUUUACCUCCUGGCCCGAAGCCUAUUCCUAUUCUCGGCAAUAUUAGAGAUGUCCCAUCCCCUAAAGUGCCAGAAUUCGAGCACUGGCUUACGUUCAAAGACAAAUAUGGUCCUAUCAGCUCUAUGACCGUAUUGGGUAAAACACAGAUUAUAAUUCACGACAAGGAAGCUAUUAUUGAACUUUUAGAGAAAUCGUCAUUAAAUACUUCUUCACGGCCCCAUAUGAAUUUCAUGAGCUUGUGCGGUUAUGACCGGUGGCCGAGUGUAAUGCCAUAUAACAGCCGACAUCGACUGUAUCGAAAGCUUAUCCACCAGCAACUCGGAACCAAUCUCCUCUCUGCUCAAUACACCGAUAUUCAAGAUGUCGAAUCAAAGAGAUUUCUGUUGAGAGUUUUAAUGGAUCCUCUACAUCUAUUCAAACAUGUGAAAAUAGAAGCGGCUUCUAUUAUAUUGAAACUUACUUAUGGUUACUCAACAGAGCUAUACAAGCCCGAUCCUCUGGUAGAACUAAUUCAGCAGGUUUUGUUACACGCCUCCGCGGUUAUAAUGCCUUUUACAUGGGCUGUUGAUAGCUUCCCUUUUCUCUCGUACUUGCCUGAGUGGUUCCCAGGUGCAGGUUUUAAGCGGACUGUUCGCGAGUGGAGAGCACUUCUCGACGCCAGUGCUGAAAUCCCUUAUAAUUUUACUAAAGAGCAAAUGCAAAAAGCCUCGUAUCAGUCGUCAUACACAUCCAAGCUUAUCAGCACCUUGGGGAAAGAUGGCAGAGAAGUAGAUGAAGAGACUGCUGAUGCCAUUCGAUGGACAGCGGGAAUGAUGUUUGCCGCUGGCGCAGAGACCACUGUGGCGGCUAUCCAAGCGUUUAUAUUGGGCAUGGUUUUGCAUCCCGACGUUCAACAAAAAGCUCAAGAGGAAAUCGACAAAGUGGUCGGCCCAGAUCGUCUCCCCGAAGCUAGUGACAAGGAAAACCUGCCCUACAUUAGUGGUGUGGUUAAGGAGGCACUUCGAUUUUUCCCUGUCACACCUAUGGGAGUGGUUCAUGAAGUUUCACAGGAAAUGAUCUUCCGAGGCUAUCGCCUUCCCAAAGGUGCAUAUAUACGACCUGCGGUAUGGUGGUUUUUAAACGAUCCAAAAACAUACGCAAAUCCUUCGAGAUACGACCCUGAACGCUACCUCGCGCCUCGAAACGAGCCAGACCCCAUGGAUGCAUUUGGCUAUGGCCGUCGAAUAUGCACUGGCAGGUAUGUCGCGCAAGAUAGUCUCUUCUUCACGAUCUCACGAACACUGGCGGUCUUCACCAUUAGCAAGGCAGUUCAUGAGGGGAAGCCAGUUGAUUUCGAACCCAAGCAUGCAACAACAGGUGCGCUGGACCAUCCGCAGGAUUUUCCAUAUAGCAUUGCUCCGAGGUCCGAAAAACAUGCGGAAAUGAUUCGGAGAGUUGAGGCUGAUCACCCGUGGGAGGGGAGCAGUGGGGGAGCUAUUCAAGGGAAUGCUCUAUUUGAUAAGUUUAAGGCGGACUGCGAGGUUGGAAUUGGCAGUUACUGA